This is a messenger RNA of Helianthus annuus (common sunflower), 1542 nucleotides long. RefSeq lists its product as uncharacterized. The coding region runs from base 19 to 1389 and encodes 456 amino acids. Lineage: Eukaryota; Viridiplantae; Streptophyta; Magnoliopsida; Asterales; Asteraceae. The record is from RefSeq and is a predicted model, not a curated record. The transcript is spliced from 4 exons. Gene Ontology annotation, molecular function: acetylglucosaminyltransferase activity.
CUUCAUACCCAUUUCACCAUGUUCAAUUAUCGACUAAUAAACCUCAUUUUCACAUGUUCUUCUCUUGGUUUAAUCCUUUAUCUCUUCUUCUCAUCAUUUUUGCUUCUACCCAACACCCGAAUCUUGUCGCACGCAGCUGAUCAGUUCUCGUAUCCCACUUCCAUCGAUCACAUCGUGUUUGGGAUCGCUUCGAAUGCAAAAACGUGGCCUGAAAGCAAAGAAUACGUUACAAUGUGGUGGAAACCGGAUAACAUGCGAGGUUGUGUCUUUCUUGAUGUUCCGUUGGAUGAUAGUAACACCUCGCUUCUCCCGCCUGUUUGUAUAUCCGAUGAUACUUCGCGCUUUCGCUAUACUUGGCGUGGGGGUUUCCGGUCAGCCAUACGGGUCGCUCGGGUCGUCUCCGAAACCGUUGCAUUAAACCAUACAAACGUCAGGUGGUUUGUUUUUGGGGACGAUGAUACAUUGUUCUUUCCAGAAAAUUUGGUGAAGACGCUAUCGAAAUAUGAUCAUGAUCUGCCAUAUUUCAUUGGGUCGAACUCGGAGAGCUUUGUACAGAACAGACUCUUCUCAUUUUCGAUGGCGUUUGGUGGAGCUGGAUUCGCGAUCAGUUAUCCGUUAGCAAAAACGUUGGCGAAGGUGCUUGAUUCGUGUUUGGAGAGAUACCCUCAUUUGUAUGGAAGCGAUGGGAGAAUUUAUUCGUGUUUAGCUGAACUCGGAGUUGGUAUUACUAGAGAAUCUGGUUUUCAUCAGAUGGAUAUGGCGGGAAAUCCAUUCGGAAUAUUGGCAGCACAUCCAAUGGCACCAUUGGUAAGUCUUCACCAUACCGAUUACCUAGACCCGAUUUUCCCAAAAAUGACGAAUAGAGACGCGAUACGCCAUUUGUACAAAGCCGCAGAGUUAGAUCCUCACCGGAUCUUACAACAAACAGUUUGCUACGAUCGUUGGUUUUCAUGGACGAUUUCAAUCUCAUGGGGAUACGCGGUUGAGGUGUUUGAUACCCAUGUGCUCUUGCCGGACGUGCUUCGAGUCCCUGAAACCUUUAGACCGUGGCGAAAAGGUAGCUUGUUGAGCACGUUAUUUAGUUUUGACACGAGGGAACAUGAUGAAGAUCCUUGUAAAAGACCAAUGGUGUUUCAUAUGAACACUACGGUUCGCGAUGGAGAUGAGACUAUAAGUAUUUAUAGAGCAAUGGAAAAGGGGAAUUGCACAACCACCCUUGGAUCUCCAAGAGAAAUUGAAUUGGUCAAAGUGCAUGCUCAAAAAUUGAACCUUAGCAUGAAACAGUUGGUGACGCCAAGACGACAGUGUUGCGACGUGUUACCAUCAUCGUGGCGUGAAGAGUUGGAAAUUGGCAUAAGGGAGUGUCAUGAAGAUGAACUGAUUCGGUAGUAUUCAUUUAAUAAUAUGUUAUGUGUUAAUGCAAGGGUGUUCACGGUCCAGUUAAAAAGCGUAGAACAAUUCAAAUUAGUCAUUAGGUUGGUCUUGUAGACAAUUUAUUUUUAACACUUUUGAGUGUUGGCUUGAAUAUUUUUUAAGCCGUCC